Molecule: messenger RNA, 1074 nt
Organism: Alnus glutinosa
Lineage: Eukaryota; Viridiplantae; Streptophyta; Magnoliopsida; Fagales; Betulaceae
Exons: 5
Coding region: 174-752 (192 amino acids)
Source: RefSeq, a predicted model, not a curated record
GAAAUUUUCUAGUUGAUCGAGGGCAAGCAUUGACUCUAGUAAAAACUAUAAAGGGUGCAUGCCUGCGUGCGUGCGUAUCUUGCUGUAUAUGCUGGAAGGAGACAAUCGACUGUGUUUAUUAGACAGAUCGAGACAAUCGAGCAAAUUAAGGUGGUGAAUCAAUAUCUAUAUAUAUGGGAAACGGGCAAUCAACAAGAGUGCAACGACGUAUGUGGUCAUGUACUCCUUUUCGCUAUCACCGAAUUUCCCCUUCCAAUUCACUAAACCAACCUCUGCUAGACGAUGACAGCCAGUCCAUGGUGUCAAACCUUCAACUUGAAGCCGAUCAAGAAAAGAAAGCAGCUUUGGAGAAAGAAAAUCGUGACUUGAGGUCUGCACUCUCCAGGCUAGAAUCCAAGCUUCAAUCAAAGGAGAGGGCCACUGAAGCACCAGAAGGGAGAAUCGCCAACCUUGAGAGAGAGGUUAAUGAACUCAAGAGUCAAGUAUCGAAGCUAAAAUCUGAACGUCAAGUUGACAAAGUUCACAAAUUUAAACAAGGAGGGGCCAAUAAUUAUGCUGCUUUGGAGGAGAUCAGAGUUAAGAAGCCGUCAACCGGCAGUGUCUCUGAGAUGAAGAAGGCGUCUGCUUCUUCUCAUGAUUCACAUGUAUGUUUACAAUUAGACAAGGCACAACAGGCGUUGCCGGAUGAUAUUGUUGCCUGCCUUAUCGUUUUGAUAUUUUUAGUAUCUAUUCUCAUUGGCAUCAACCUCUAAUAUGUAAUUAAGGACACUGCCAUUUCCUCAUCAGAAAAAUGGUGGCCUUCCUGAUCAGUACCGUCGAUAUAUAUAUAUAUAUAAUCGACAAUUAAGGUGUGUAAGUUUAAUUCUGAACUAUUUUCGAUUGUUUUCCUUUCCUCUUCAAUUGCUUAGUAAUCUUAUCUUAUCUUAUCUUACAUGUAUAUAAAAGCCGAGUUCUUCCUUUGAAUGACAUAGAAUUGUGACACGUGGCAUGAACCCAUAUUUUUCAGUGACUAAACCGGUCAUUUAAGUACUGAACCGGUCUUUUAAAUAAAAUUGAACUGAUCAAUUUAAUGUC